CUAUCAUGGGCAGAAAGGUCUUCUCCUCUUCUCUCUGACCCACAGCAUCCUCUUUUCCCCAACAGAUGCUCCUAAGAAGCCCUCCUUGACCUCCUUCCUGGAGACUCAGUCUGGGAACCAGGCUGUCAUACAAUGCAUGGUUGAGAGCUACCCACCGUCCGACCUGACCUUGUAUAGAGAAGAUACCAUUGUGGCUUCUAGCAGGACUUCUGGGGGCUUGCCAGACCAGCGGCUCAGUGUCCACUUGGCCCAGAAUUCCUUGAAAGUGGAAAUCCGGGAGCUACUCUUGCAGGACGAAGGGCAGUACCGCUGUUUGGCUAACAACACUUAUGGGAGAUCCACCGCCUCCAUACACUUUGGUGUGGAUAGUGCAAGGAUCACAAUCGAUCCUGGCCUGGAUAUUCAGGAAGGAGCCACGGCCAACUUGACCUGUGUGGUUGCCAGCCGGGCAGCGGGUGAAAUGAAUUACACCUGGUACAAGAAUGGCAGGCAUGUCCGAGAGGGCCCUGAUCCGUCACUCCUCCUGGACGGCGUGGCCAGAGAUGACGCUGGCUCAUACCAAUGCCAGGCAGAGGGCAUGAUGGGACGUGUGACAUCCGCCUUGGUCAACUUGAAUGUCCAUUGUGAGUGCAGCUGUGAUUAUCCACCCAGGAAAGCUUUGGUGAAGUCAUUCUUGGAGACCCAGAAAGGGAAGUUGGCCGUCAUUGUGUGCACCGUUGAGAGCAACCCCAUCUCCAUGCUGUCUCUCCGUCGAGCCAACCAAGUUCUGGCAGCCAGUUCCUCCCAACUGAACAGAGCGCUGGACCAUAAGCUGAAGGCAGCUUCCUCUCCAAACUCCUUGAGGCUGGAGAUCAAAGAGGUCAGCCCAGAUGAUGAAGGGACGUACGAGUGUCUGGCGAGUAACGGAAUCGGCCAGACAAGCACCUCCUUAGACUUCACGGUGGAGACCACCCGGGUUGUGAUCCAGCCCAUCUCAGAUGUGCGUGAGGGAGAGCAUGUCUCCCUCACCUGUGAAGACACUGCAUCCAUGUCCAAUUCUCUUUACACCUGGUACAAGAAUGCAAAGUGGUUGAUCGAGGAUUCAGCUCCUUCUCUCCAGUUCCACGCUGUGUCCGCCAGCGAUAUGGGCACAUACUCCUGCCAAGUUCGUAGUGAGAGGGGAAUCCGGACUUCUCCCCCUGCUGCCUUGCAUGUGCUCUGUAAGUACCUUUGCGCUUAUGGACAGAAUAGCCUCUUGGGUACGAUAACGUUCGCUACAGAUUGA
This is a messenger RNA of Sceloporus undulatus (fence lizard), 1264 nucleotides long. Its product is annotated as sialoadhesin-like. The transcript is spliced from 5 exons. Bases 137 to 1264 code for a protein of 375 amino acids. The record is from RefSeq and is a predicted model, not a curated record. NCBI's taxonomy places the organism in Eukaryota, Metazoa, Chordata, Lepidosauria, Squamata, Phrynosomatidae.